Molecule: messenger RNA, 954 nt
Organism: Elephantulus edwardii (Cape elephant shrew)
Lineage: Eukaryota; Metazoa; Chordata; Mammalia; Macroscelidea; Macroscelididae
Gene: DHRS12
Product: dehydrogenase/reductase (SDR family) member 12
Exons: 10
Coding region: 1-954 (317 amino acids)
Source: RefSeq, a predicted model, not a curated record
AUGUCCCUCUACCGCAACGUCGUGUGGUUCGCCAAGGGGCUGCGUGAAUACACCAAGAGUGGCUAUGAAUCUGCGUCACAGGACUUCAUCGCCGAUGACUUGGAGGUCCAAGUUCCUGGAAGAGCCUUCCUGAUCACUGGAGGGAACAGCGGCAUUGGGAAAGCAACUGCCCUUGAAAUUGCCAAGAGAGGUGGCACAGUUCACCUGGUUUGCAGAAAUCAAGAGCGCGCAGAAGGUGCCAAAGGUGAGAUCUUCAGGGAGAGCGGGAACCAGAACAUCUUUCUGCACAUUGUGGACUUGUCUGAUCCUAAGGCAAUCUGGAAAUUUGUGGAGAAGUUCAAGCAGGAACAUAAACUAAAUGUUCUGAUCAAUAAUGCAGGCUGCAUGAUCAAUAAAAGAGAACUCACAGAAGAUGGACUUGAGAAAAACUUUGCCACCAAUACUCUCGGUGUAUACAUCCUCACCACUGGCCUGAUCCCCGUGCUGGAGGGAGAGCAGGACCCCAGAGUGAUAACCGUCUCCUCAGGAGGAAUGCUGGUUCAGAAACUGGACACUGAUGAUCUGCAGUCAGAAAGGGCAGCAUUUGAUGGAACCAUGGUCUAUGCACAAAACAAGAGGCAGCAGGUGGUCCUGACUGAGCUGUGGGCCAGCGCGCACCAAGCCAUCCACUUCUCAUGCAUGCACCCUGGCUGGGUGGACACUCCAGCUGUGCGGCUGUCCAUGCCCGGCUUCCACGCCAGGAUGAAGACCAGACUGCGCUCAGAGGCGCAGGGUGCGGACACGGUCCUGUGGCUUGCCCUGUCCCCAGCGGCCACCACGCACCCCAGUGGCCAGUUCUUCCAAGAUCGGAGACCAGUUUCCAAGCACCUGCCUCUUGCUUGGACAUCGUCCUCACCGGCUGAAAAGGAGAAGCUAACUGAGGUCCUGGAGGAGCUGGCUCAGAGAUUUAAAUAG